UUUCGCAACUUUUGUAAAUAUGUCGGACCUCUCGUACUUGGACACACUCUCCAAAAAGGAGCUGCUGGCCAAAUGCUUGGAACAUGGCCUGCCCGACAUCCCGGUGACUGAUAGCACUCGCAAUGUCAUCACUCGUCGUUUGCGCGCAACCAUCUUGGGCUUGCCGUUGAACAAAGGCAAAACUGCUGCUUCAGCUACAAAGAAGACGGCUCCUAGGCGUGAAAUCAUACACGGCAGCAAGGUGACGCCCGCUGCGGAAAACGUGGGACGCACAGCAGGUAAAAGUCCAAGUCGCAGUGGCAACAGCAGCUUCAGCAGCAACAACAACAACAACAACCAGAGCGCUCAUUCUGGUCGUCGCACGAUUGCCUAUGGCCUGGACAACAUAUCCGUCUCGGGGCGCUCAGUAGAGACCACAACUACCGUCUCGGAUGUGGGCUCCCAGUCGGAGGACGAUGAUUUCCAUGUGGUGGAUUCGCCAGUCCGGCACUCGAAUUUGCCGCAAACGCCACCCAAUCGCAAGAAUGUCUCGUUGAACAAGUCUGGAGUGCUGACCACAUCCUACACACGCGAGGUGGAGCAGCCGCUUGAUGAACGGCAGGAGAUGGACAUACCCAAAAGCCACAACUAUGAGCGUGCGCCUCUAAACACAUUGCCCAGCUACAUGCCGCGCCUCGAUCAACCCUACAGACGCCCCAUGUACCUGGAUCUGGAUGCUCUCUCUAAAACACAGAACGUACAGACACAACUGAACUCGACCAGCUAUCAGGAGGAUGCUGGCCCACGGCACACAUUCAGCGGCUCGGCCAAGCCUUUUGGUGAAGUGGCUGCAACUCAACCACGUCAGCGCCAGAGCGGGUCAACUACUGGCUUUAGACAGCCACUCCAACCGAGAACCUCCAUGAACACACUCUAUCCGACACUGAACCAGUUCUACGAUCAACCGGACAACAACGCUCAUCCCAUGGAAACCGACAGCGAAUCGGAGGCGGAGGAGCCUCAGCUACGAGGCAGCCAUCUGUCGCGAGCACGCUCAUCGCCACUAGCACGCCCAACACUGUCAGCCAAGCAGAAGCCAGGACAGGUGUCGCCCAUGACACACUUCCGUGAGGCAUUCCGCUCUCUGGAUCGUCAGUAUCAUCUCAAGUUUUAUUUCCUCCUGUGUGUGGCUGUGAUGGUGGUUACUAUGCUGUAUGUGGUCCUGACGCCCGCUGUUUGAGGUGUAUCUUGAACGUUUCAGACUAAUAUAAUAAUUGUUACAAAAAGACUUACAUUCAAAUAUUAAAAAAUAAACGGGCUUUCGUUCAAAGACGAAUAAAUAA
Molecule: messenger RNA, 1322 nt
Organism: Drosophila persimilis
Lineage: Eukaryota; Metazoa; Arthropoda; Insecta; Diptera; Drosophilidae
Product: LEM domain-containing protein Bocksbeutel
Exons: 1
Coding region: 20-1219 (399 amino acids)
Source: RefSeq, a predicted model, not a curated record